AUGGCACAAGCUGGAAAUGUCUUAGAGAGGGACCAGUUCAUUUGUUCAAUCUGUUUGGAUCUGCUGAAGGAUCCAGUGACUAUUCCCUGUGGGCACAGUUACUGUAUGGACUGUAUUAAGGACUUCUGGGAUCAGAAUGAUCAUUUUGGAGUCUACAGCUGUCCUCAGUGUAGACAAACCUUCAGCCCCAGACCUGUUUUGGGCAGAAACACCAUCCUGGCUGAAGUGGUGGAGAAAUUGAAGACACAACUCCAGGCUGCUCCUCCUGACCACAGUGUUACUGGACCUGUAGAUGUGGACUGUGAUGUGUGCACUGAGACAAAGAACAAAGCUAUUAAGUCCUGUCUCACAUACCUUGCGUCGUACUGCGAAAAUCAUCUGAAACUUCACAAUGAACUCAAUCCAGGAAACAGACACGAACUGUCUGAUGCCACAAGAAAACUGCAAGACAAGAUGUGCUCCCAUCAUGAGAAACUGCUGGAGUUUUACUGUCGUACUGAUCAGCAGUGUAUCUGUUAUCUGUGUGCUAUGGAUCAACACAGAGGACAUGAUACAGUGCCAGUUGCUGCAGGAAGGAUUGAGAAACAGGUCCACAUAGAGGACAUACAGAGGAAGUUACAGCAAAAGAUCCAGCAGAGCGAGAAGAAGGUGCAGGAGUUGAGACAGGCUGUGGACUCACUCACACACUCUGCACAGGCAGCAAUGGAGGACACUGAGAGCAUCUUCACCCAGUUGAUCCGCUCCCUUGAGAAAAGGUGCACUGAAACCAUCGAUGUGAUCAGAGCUCAGGAGAGUGCUGCAGUAUGUCAGGCUGUAGGUCUCCUGGAGCAACUGGAGAAAGAGAUUGCUGAGCUGAAAAGAAGAGACUCUGAGAUGGAGCAGCUUUCACACACAGAGGAUCCCAUCUUUUUCCUACUGGACUGUCAGUCUGUCUGUGCCCCACUUGGAACAGGAGACAUCCCCAGCAUCACUGUCAAUCCAUUUUACUCUUUUGAGAAAUUGAAGAAAGAUCUUUCGGAUCUAAAAGCUCACCUGGAACAAUCAUGCAAGAAUAAAUUGGGAGAAAUCUCCCAAGCAGUUAAAGAAAUCCAUAUUAUGCCGGUGAGAAGGACAAAUACAGAAAGACUUACGCCUUCCGGAUCAGUAGAUUUCAGCGAGGGACAAUCACCGACAGUCUCACACAUACAGAGACCCAUGGAAGACCUACAGGUUUCCAAUCGCGCAAUAUCAACUGCAGCCUAUCAACUAGCCAGAGUGGAUUUUCCACCCAAUCCACUCAGUGCCCAGCUGAACAGUCGGCGCAGAGCGCGUCGCAGGUUCUGGGAAGCAGAUUAGAGACAUAAUCCUGGCUUCUGACAGCAAACCCAAAGAUGGUGAAUGAACAGCUCUGUCUGUGUGAGAAAGCACAGCGAUCAUCUGUGAGCGAACUGUGAAUCCAUAUGCUCAUCAGCAAUGGACUUCUGACUACUGGAACCAAGUUCUGUGUAGAAAGGGUCUGUCUGGAUAUUGUUACCAGGAGGUUCAGUGGAAAUAAAGCUGUUUACAUAGCAGUGGUGUGUAAAGGGAUCAACAAGAAAAGAUUGGAGACAGUUAUCUUAGACACAAUAACAUUUCGUAGUCACUGUUUAUGUCACAAUAAAGUAAAGACUCCAGUAUCUGGUCCCAGUUCCUCCAGGACAGGAGUUUACCUGGAUCACAGGGCAGGAACUCUCUCCUUCUACAGUGUCUCUGACACAAUGACCCUCCACCACAGAGUCCAGACCACCUUCACUGAACCCCUCCAUCCUGGGUUUUACAUUUAUCUCUCAUCUAAAGUUAAACUGACUUCUCUGAAAGAAGAUGAAAAGCAAUUUAUCUAAAGAAGCAAUAUUUUCUGUGUGAUUGUACUGUUUUCUUGAAUUUUUUCUGAUUUAACUGCAUAUUAAGCAUACAUAGACUUUGCUCAGGGAUGCCUGCAGUGAUAUUUACCAAACUAACCUACAGUUAGCACUUUAAAGAUUAGGACAAGUGUAAUCUUCAUAUUAUCAGCCACCAAGAGACAUGCAAGCAUGCAGAUGAAAAUCAUGGUUCUUUAAUAAACAAUUGGUGUGCAAUGACCAAUUCCACGUUCCUUUCGAGGAAAUCAUUUGCGUAAUAGAAACACAGGAAUGGAGGAGUACAGGAAUAUUAUCAGGUGAAACACAUGGACAUUGUUGGGAUAGUGAUUAGAUCCAAAGGUUGCAGAUUCUCUCUCCACCUCUGGUUGCAGUACGCUUCGGCAAAGUACUUACAUUAAAAUUACCCAGCUCUAUAAAUGGGUAAAUAAUUGUGAGCUUGCAAAAUC
Molecule: messenger RNA, 2323 nt
Organism: Scleropages formosus (Asian bonytongue)
Lineage: Eukaryota; Metazoa; Chordata; Actinopteri; Osteoglossiformes; Osteoglossidae
Product: E3 ubiquitin/ISG15 ligase TRIM25-like
Exons: 9
Coding region: 1-1335 (444 amino acids)
Molecular function (GO): zinc ion binding
Source: RefSeq, a predicted model, not a curated record